CUCCAACGGAUCUCCCCCCCUUCUCCUCUCCACUCUCUCUCUACAUUAUUCUCUGUGCAUUUUAAUUUUUUCCUCUUUUUUUCUGUCACUGGGGGCCCGGUUUUCCCCGCCUACUCUCCUCAUUUUUAGCCUGAAACUAGAAUAGUGGAGCCAAGAAAUAGUUAAUCUCUCCGGCUGCUUCUAUGAUUGGCCGCUGUAUGCAGCGCUUCAGCCUCCUUGAAUGAGAAAUAGGGGUAACCAGGCAACUUCAGUGCAGGAGAAGAAGAUUAGAAAAAAAGAAGAUAGAUGUUUUAUGGGAUUUUUUUAUUAUUUUUUUUAGAAUUAUGGAGGAAUUUUGAAACAGAUAAAACACAGCAAAGGCAGUGUGAUUUCACCUUACGCGUCCGGCAAAUGGAAUUAACAAAUGGAUUUUCUUAAACGCGCUUUCUCCCUCUCUCUCUCUCCCUGUCUCUCUCUCAUUGGGGGGGAAAAAUCGAGCGCUCAAAUGAAGGGGGACACAGAUGUGGAUUAAAACGCAUAAAUGGGAGACUUCAGAGGAACAUCCGCUGAGAAAAGUGCUCGGAGCAAGUGACUGUGAUGGGCUGUCGGACUGCAUCUGAAGUACUCUACCAAAGAAUAAUAUCCACUCCUGACCUACUGUGAAGAACAAUAUUUGAUUCAAUCAAUGUUGCAGCCUCCCUCGAGGGGAAUUACUCCUGAGCAAUAGGUGAACCCUCCGAAAAGAGCAACGGUGGACCAUGUGAUACUUGACCUUCACGGAGAGAACUCAUGCACACUACAGAAGAUGUCAAAUCUGAUCUGAAGCUGUUCUUGAGAGGAUCACCCAGCUCAUAAUUCAAUCAUAUUUCCUAUGUUUUGUUUAGCAUUACUCAAACACAAUGGGCCAAUAGUGACGAAAAAGUAGUUUUCAAUGCUGGGUCUUCAGUUAUUGAGGAGUACCAGACGUCUCACCAUGGAUUUGAAGGAGAUUUUCUUCACUAGAGAGCGACUGUGAAACACACCGGAGUGAUUCGGACACUGGGAGCUGGGAGGAUUAGCUUGAGUGCUGCUAACCCAUGGUGGAUCUGCUGUGAGCAGGACAAGGGACUCAGCGGUGGAGGAUGUCAGCAGAGGCCGAGCUCCAGCCGGGUGUCAAAACCAGCCAGAGAAAGGAGUCCAGGCGGAUCAAAGGUCAGGACCGCAGUGAGGCGGGGCUUAUUAAGCGUUUCCGCGGCGAUGGCGUGCGCUACAAGGCCAAGCUGAUCGGGAUUGAUGAGGUGACAGCGGCGCGUGGGGACAAGCUGUGCCAGGACUCCAUGAUGAAGCUGAAGGGAAUGGCUUCCUCGGCACGUUCCAAAGGAGAGCACAAGCAGAGAGUCUUCCUGACGGUCUCUUUCGGCGGGAUCAAGAUUUACUGUGAAAGAUCAGGGGUGCUCCUUCAUCACCACUCAGUCCAUGAGAUCAGCUACAUCGCCAAGGACACCAGGGACCACCGGGCCUUCGGCUAUGUCUGUGGGAAGGAGGGCCACCACAGGUUUGUGGCCAUCAAGACCGCACAGUCUGCGGAGCCUCUCAUCAUUGACCUGCGCGACCUCUUCACUCUCAUCUACGACAUUAAACAGCGGGAGGAGAUGGAGAAGAAGGCCCAGAAGGACAAGCAGUGUGAGCAGGCGGUCUACCAGACCAUCCUGGAAGACGAAGUGGACGAUCCAGUUUACCAGUACAUAGUGUUUGAGGCUGGACACGAACCCCUCCGUGGCCCCCAGUCAGAGGAGAGCGUUUAUCAGGUCCCAACCAGUCAGCAGAAGGAAGGGAUCUAUGAUGUCCCAAAACGCCAUUUCAUGACUAACAUCAACCACUUUGAUCUUUUUGGCGACAUGUCCACUCCUCCCUCGAUGCCCCCUUCACCUGCCAACACGUUGGACCCGAGCAGGAGCAGCCGCCAGCAGCAACACACUCCUGCUGAGCUGUACGCCCCCUUCAGCCCCACCUCCGUGCCGUCAGGUUAUAUGACCAUGGGUCCGGUGCAGGCAGCUCAGUGGGCCCAGCAGCCGUUUCCUGCCCAGGCUCAGACUCUGGCCUUCCCAGUGCAGGGGCCCCUCCAGGUGGCUCAGGUCCUCCCUGGUGGUCAGCCUGUCAUCUGGAGCCAGGCCAACAUCUUCCCUGCCACUCAGCAGCAGUGGGCAGCCAUGGCGGCGUACAUGCCAGCCCAGACGGUGGGCGUCGGGGGCCACGCCAUCCCAGCUGCCAUGCUCCAAGGCCUGGUACCCAUCACGACCAUGUGCCCCCAAGCCUGCGACCUGUCAGCCCCGUCCUCGGCCAUCACCAGCCCCCAGCACACAGCCGACUCCACCCUGCUCCAGAGGCAGCUUAGCCUGGGGAAAGAAGGCCUCGACUCGGACGCAGGCGAGGGUCCGUCCACGUCGGGGGCAGCAGGUGCGGGACCUGGUGCUGUGUCAGCAGCGGUGAGCAGGUGUGGAACCCCAGGCCUCAUGAACGUACCGGACACACUGGUCUGCACUCAGCUGCUGCCACCUCCGACUGCUGCGACCCAGGAAGAGGAAGGGAGCUGUAGUGACCUCGAUCUCUCCAGGAUGACGUUGAGUCCAGGUACAUCCACAUCACCGUCUACUGAAUCUCCAUCUACUCCAGCCCCUCAGCAGAGCUCAUCUUCAGACUGUCCUCCCUCCCAGGCUAGUGACCUCCCUACAGAUCACUCGCCUGUUGACCCUGAAGGCAACGCCAGCAAGGAGGAACAAUCGGGUGCUACUGCUGCAAGGUCGGAGUCUCCGGUGCCUGACGGAGCUCCUGAUCCUCCGCAGGAUCAAACCUGUCCACAAGAAGACAAAAAGAGACAACGAGCCAAACACCACAACACCUGCUCUGUGGCUCCGAGGUCCUGCACUGUUGUGUAUUCAGCUCCACCUCUGUCUCUAAUGCUGGCAAUGUUUUCUGUGAUGAUCCAGACGAGUGCACACAGUUUGCACAGCUGUCUGCUCUGUGUUACUUUGACUUUGGUGCUGCUAAGUGAAGUUGCCAUAACAACAGCAAGCAGAGGAGAUCCGAGUGUCCGUGAAGCUCGGUCAGUGGGUGGUCAGGUGGUUCAACCAGUGGACUGUGUUUUAUCAGUGUGGAGCGCUUGGUCACGCUGCGACACCUGUCAGAAGAAGAGAUAUCGCUAUGCUAAGCUGGAGCAGCCCUCGCAGUUUGGAGGGGAGCCGUGCAGCGUCCAUGGCAGGGAGGAGGAGGCCUGCAUCGUUCCAGCCCGCUACACCUGUGACAAUGUUCCUCUCUGUGAAGGAUUCCUCUGCACCCAGACAGGUCGCUGUAUUCCCAGACCGUUGCAGUGUAACGGGGAGGAUGACUGCGGGGACAUGUCAGAUGAAGCAGGCUGUAAGACGCUUUCUAAGCCCUGCAGGCAGGAGGCUGAGGAGUACUGGGGAAUUGAAAAUCUUGCCAAAGGAAUAAACAUCUUGAACAGUAACCUGGAAGGAGUGGUGCUUGAUAACAGAUACUACGCAGGCAGCUGUCUGCCUCAUUAUAUCCAGGAUGUCAGAUUCAGGAAGCCUUACAACUUACAGCAGUACACGCUACAGACAAAAGGCAAUUAUGAUUUCACCCUGCAGUCUUUUGAGUCAUACUCUGACUACAUGGACCACACCAUUAAGGAGCGCACGUCCAAAACCACCGUUUCCACUGGCUUUGGCAUUCCAGGCAUAGUGGAAUUUGGAUUCAACUACAAUAGUGGCAAAUACUCUAAGUCAAUCAAGAAGAUUCGCCGCGUGUCUGGCAAGACCAACAGCUUUGUGAAGGCAAAAGCAGAACUGGAGCUGGCCCAGUACAUGUUGAAGUCGGGUGGUUUGAUGCUUCACCCAGAGUUUCUGCAGCGUCUACGCGCCCUGCCACAGACUUAUGUUUAUGGGGAAUACAGACAGAUCUACAGAGACUAUGGCACCCACUACAUCACCGAGGCUGCACUCGGAGGAGACUAUGAGCACACCAUCAUCUUGAACAAGGAGAGACUGGAGAAGUCAGAUUAUUCCUUGGAAGACUACAAAUCUUGUGUGCAGGUAGGCCUUAAGGUUGGUGUGAACGUAGGUGUUUAUGUGACGGGUGGGAUACAAGGUGGAUCCUGUGAUGGCCUUCUGAAUGAGAUGGGAACGGACACAGUAAACGGCAGCAUGGUGGAGGACUUUGUUGCUGUUGUAAACGGUGGAAGUAGCGAAUCCAUCACUGCUUUGGUGUCGAAGAAGCUUCCCACCCCAGAGCUGAUGAGGCUAUGGUGCGAAGGUGUGCGCUUCAACCCUGACUUCAUUCGCAAAACAACUCGGCCGCUGUACGAGCUGGUGACCUCCAGAGACUUUUCCCAUCAUACCACCUUGAAAAGAAACCUGAAGAGAGCCCUGUCAGAGCACCUGGCGGAGGCUAGUUCAUGUCGCUGUGCUCCCUGUCGCAACAAUGGAGUGGCUGUUAUGAGAGGAACAAGGUGUGACUGUGUGUGUGCUGUUGGUUACUCUGGACGGGGCUGUGAAAUCACUAACAGGCGAAAAGAAAUGGCCAUCGACGGCAGCUGGAGCUGCUGGGGAACGUGGUCGUCCUGCAGCGGAGGAAAAAUGACGAGGAGUCGACAGUGUAACAACCCAACACCCAGCAAUGGAGGCAUGACAUGCAGAGGACUGCAGGAAGACUCUACUGACUGCUUUUAAGAAUCCCUGAUGUCAAGGAUGUCAUAGUGUGUGGUGUGUUUAUCUUUGACUGCCUAAGUGUGACUUAAUGAUUCAUAUUUGAAUAAAAACGCACCUAAAUUGGA
This is a messenger RNA of Amphiprion ocellaris (clown anemonefish), 4789 nucleotides long. RefSeq lists its product as uncharacterized. NCBI's taxonomy places the organism in Eukaryota, Metazoa, Chordata, Actinopteri, Pomacentridae. The coding region runs from base 1101 to 4685 and encodes 1194 amino acids. Gene Ontology annotation, cellular component: membrane attack complex. Gene Ontology annotation, biological process: immune response. Gene Ontology annotation, molecular function: protein binding. The record is from RefSeq and is a predicted model, not a curated record. The transcript is spliced from 27 exons.